This is a messenger RNA of Darwinula stevensoni, 975 nucleotides long. NCBI's taxonomy places the organism in Eukaryota, Metazoa, Arthropoda, Ostracoda, Podocopida, Darwinulidae. The record is from the annotation of a GenBank genome assembly.
AUGCUCGAUUAUCUUCUCGAAACGUAUCCUGACUAUCUCGUCGUCAAUGUUGACUCGCUGAGCUAUGCUGCGGAUCCUGAAAAUACAAAAGAAGCAGAACGUUUUGAUCGUUAUGUUUUUGUCCAUGGCGAUAUCACCCAGAGUGAUCUGCUGCGAGAAACCUUCGAAAAAUACGCCAUCAACGCCGUGAUGCAUUUUGCAGCAGAGUCCCAUGUGGAUAACUCACUCAAAGAUCCUGGUGCUUUCGUGCAUAGCAAUAUCCUCGGAAGCUAUACACUCCUUGAAGUAGCACGUCGCUACUGGGAAAAACAAAAUUGGCUCAAGGAAGCACGAUUCCAUCACGUCUCUACAGAUGAAGUCUAUGGUUCUCUGGGUCCUUAUGGACUCUUUACCGAAGAAAGCCCUUAUCAACCAAACUCUCCCUAUUCUGCGAGCAAGGCUUCAAGUGACUUUCUUGCGCGAGCCUAUCAUCAUAGCUUCGGAAUGAAUCUCACCAUCUCAAAUUGUUCCAACAACUACGGACCACGCCAACAUGAUGAAAAACUCAUCCCCACCGUGAUCCGCAGCUGCUUUGAAGAAAAGGAAAUCCCCAUUUAUGGUGAUGGAAAAAACAUCCGCGACUGGCUCUACGUCAAGGAUCAUGUACGUGCUGUGGAUCUUAUUUUCCAUCGGGGGACGAGUGGUCAGACCUAUAAUGUCGGUUGUCAAAAUGAAAAAACCAACCUCGAACUCCUGAACCUUCUUUGUUCCUGCAUGGACCGUCUUUUUCCACGAAGAGGGGGAACUUCGUAUGAAGCUCUUCAAACCUUCGUCAAGGAUCGUGCCGGUCAUGAUCGACGUUACGCGAUUGAUAAUCAUAAGAUCCAAACACAGCUCGGUUUUUCGAUAACAAGCUCCUUCGAAGAGAAACUCCAAGAAACGGUCUCGUGGUACUGGUCACGCUAUUCAUCAAGGUCCGCCAAAAAGAGUAGCUAA